Molecule: messenger RNA, 1044 nt
Organism: Cimex lectularius (bed bug)
Lineage: Eukaryota; Metazoa; Arthropoda; Insecta; Hemiptera; Cimicidae
Exons: 5
Coding region: 224-967 (247 amino acids)
Source: RefSeq, a predicted model, not a curated record
UUUCUUUCAAAAACAAAAUUUAGAACAGACUUCUUUUUUCGGGCUAUAUAAAAAAAAUUUUCUAAAAAAAAAUAAAACACCAAAAUUUUUAGUUUGAAAGUUUCAGUAAGGCCCCAAAAAAUGAAAAACUGAAGGAAAAAAAAACAAGACAGAAAUCCAGAAUCAGACAGACAAAGGAAAAGUCGUAAAAAAACACCGGCCUAUUUUUCAAAGAUUUUCCGGGAUGAGGGAGAGGAUCGAGACGGGUGCGUUUUUCGAGGCGGCCAAGGCUCUGAGGCCUUUCUGCAAGGAUAAGAAGGAGGACGAGAAGGGGCCCGUGUUCAAGUACAUUGACAUGAUAUUCGUCGUCGUCCUCGAGAUGGUGAGGCAGCUGGCGAUGAAGACGAAAAAACUGCACAGGCGCCUCCUCACCUACAACGACGGUACGCUCAACGUGAAAACGUCCGACGGAAGGGAGAUCCCGGCUAUCAAGUAUCUCGAGGAGCAGAUACAGAUCGAAAAUCUCAAGAAGGACUUGGACAAAGCUUUCACGAAGCUCAAGAUGGACGUGCAGAGCAAACUAGACGAGGUGGACGACUGCGCGACGUACAUCGAGGAGAGCGUGAGGGACGAGGAUGAAGACGAGGAAGAGGACGAGGAGGAGAACGAGGAGAACGUCUGCUCCGAGUUCAGCGAGAACGACACCAAAUCGAUGGCGUCCACGUCGCCUGGGUCGUUCCACGUCGACCAGAAGAAGACGUUCGGCCGCCGGAAGACAAGGGACAUCGCCGUUGAGAACAUGCGACUCGCUGAGAGGCUCGCGAAGAUGAGGGGGCAGUCGAAACCGAAGCCAAUCUUCCCUAGGACGGUCGUCGCCAGUUCGGCCAUCAACAGGAAAAAGAUGCAGUGGGAAAUCGAGAGGAAGAACGCUAUUCUAGCAAGGAGAAUCGCAGAUGCAAAGUCAUGCCUGACGUACAAGGAUUCUUAAUUGUCCCGGGGAUAUAAGAGGUUUACUUACAGUUGAAAGUCGAAAAAUAAAAUUUUCGUUGAUUUAACAAACAAAAA